UGCUUUUGUUUAAUAAUGGCUCAUUAUUAUAACAUUGACGACAUUAUCAUGGAUAGGAGGUUAUUGCCUAUGGAUUUUCAUGCUGAUUUUAUCAUCUCAGUUUUCCAAGUGGCUGCUAAUGGAGUUGGACUCCUUGAUCCCAAUGCGGAAACAAAUAGUGUUGAACAAGGUUCAAAGGUAGAGCUACCUUUCUGGCUAGCCCAAGAGUUGCACCUUAGGCAGGCAAUUGCUAUGAAUGUGCUUGCCUGUUUCAAUCAAAAAAUAAGGAAGUCAGUCCAGGCAGAUGCUGCAUGUGUUGAUCUCAGGAAUAGGUGCCCCUACUUCUAUGAAUUAGGGUGCAAGAUUGCACCCCUGGUUGGUGACCGAACCAUUGGGUCCUUCCUCUUGUAUACAUUUUCCAGUAGGUAUAAUGAAGUUUUGAGCAAGGCCCACAGUGCAGCAUUUGCGGUAGCUCCCAAGUUUUUGAAUCUUCUUACAAAAGAAGAAACUCAUUUGUAUGAAGCAGCCCGAUCUUCAAUGGCAGCGUUUAAGAAAUGGUGGACAGGUGGGCCCAGAUUUGAAAGGGCAUCCAUUCUUGGAAUAAAGAGGAAACCUGCUAAUUAGAUGCAAGCUCUGGCUGCCAUUCUAUCUCAAUCCCUUUGCCAACAAAAAGUGGUGAACCAGGAAUUUUAAUAUUUGAGGGG
Molecule: messenger RNA, 683 nt
Organism: Telopea speciosissima
Lineage: Eukaryota; Viridiplantae; Streptophyta; Magnoliopsida; Proteales; Proteaceae
Product: DNA replication complex GINS protein PSF3-like
Exons: 6
Coding region: 16-603 (195 amino acids)
Biological process (GO): mitotic DNA replication initiation
Cellular component (GO): GINS complex
Source: RefSeq, a predicted model, not a curated record